Molecule: messenger RNA, 1183 nt
Organism: Musa acuminata AAA Group (dessert banana)
Lineage: Eukaryota; Viridiplantae; Streptophyta; Magnoliopsida; Zingiberales; Musaceae
Product: isopentenyl-diphosphate Delta-isomerase I-like
Exons: 7
Coding region: 410-1117 (235 amino acids)
Biological process (GO): isoprenoid biosynthetic process; isopentenyl diphosphate biosynthetic process
Cellular component (GO): cytoplasm
Molecular function (GO): isopentenyl-diphosphate delta-isomerase activity
Source: RefSeq, a predicted model, not a curated record
AGAUCUCCAAACCUCCCAAGUUGAAAUCUUGAUGCGAUUUAAUGGCUUGUCUUCUGGUUUUGAACAUUGGUAACGUAUCAAGUUGACUUUUUGACGUUGAUUCUGAACUUCCAUGGCUGCCAAAAGCACCACCAUUUGAUCUGGAACUUGGUACAUGUAUCUGCUCGGAGAGAAGAUAUGGUGCCAAAAGGAGACGGAUUCGUACAUGCACGGACGGAUUCAUCCCGCCAUGUCUGCCUCACCAGCCUACUGACCUGAAUUUAUUUCCCUGCCCCUCGCCUUCUGCUCUCCCCUUGCAGCUUGCCGCUCCUCGCUUCCGAGACCUGCUCCUUCGUCCGCUCGCCCCUCCGAGACAAUAUCCGCCAUUGCCGACGACGCCGCCGUGUCGGUCAUAGCUGACGCCGCCGCCAUGGAAGCCGUCGCUGAUGAUGCCGCCAUGGACGCCGUCCAAAGGCGCCUUAUGUUCGAGGAUGAAUGCAUUUUGGUGGAUGAGCAAGACAACGUCGUUGGACAUGAAUCUAAAUAUAACUGCCAUCUGAUGGAAAAUAUUGAGUCUCAGAAUGUGCUCCAUAGGGCUUUUAGUGUUUUUCUCUUCAACUCAAAGUAUGAGUUGCUACUUCAGCAAAGGUCUGCAACAAAAGUAACAUUUCCAUUGGUGUGGACAAACACCUGCUGCAGUCAUCCUCUUUAUCGGGAAUCCGAACUUGUCGAGGAGAACUUCUUAGGGGUCAGAAACGCUGCACAAAGGAAGCUAUUCGAUGAACUCGGAAUACCCGCGGAAGACUUGCCUGUCGAUCGAUUCACUCCUGUCGGUCGCAUGCUCUACAAGGCGCCAUCUGAUGGAAAAUGGGGGGAGCACGAGUUGGAUUACCUGGUCUUUGUGGUUGCUGAUGUGAAGCUGCUUCCCAACCCGGACGAAGUCGCGGAUGUCAAGUACGUCAACAGGGAGCAGCUGAAGGAGCUGCUGGAGAAAGCAGAUGCCAGCGAGGAGGGUGUUAAGCUUUCUCCCUGGUUUAGGCUGGUGGUCGAUAACUUUCUGAUGAAGUGGUGGGACUGCGUGGAGAGCGGCACUCUGCCGGAGGUAGCAGACAUGAAGACCAUUCAUAAACUGGUUUAGGAAUUGUUGGACGAUGUGAUGAUCCUGCGGAAACUGAGGGAACUCUGAUAAAAAAUAGUGUUGACC